UGUAUAAAUGACAUUCCGGGCUCAUUUCACUAAUAAUUAUCGGCAGUACAUGAAUGUUCAAACGCCUCCAUAAUCUGCGGAUACCCCUGCACGUUUCGACCGUAUCCUAUCUUUUAUUUCGAAUGCAGAAAGACCUGGGAAGCAGACGGAAGUAAGGCGAACUCUGGUGAACUCUCAACUCUUGCUGUUUCCUUGCGUCUCAGCCCCAGACUGGCAGCUGCUGGAACAGCUGGAACUGAGGAUUUGUUUUGCUUUUUUUCCCCCUUUCAAUCUAAGGCUGGCCCCUAUAUUGGAGUAAAUGCUUCCUAGAAAAGCUUCAUCAUGAUGCUCGCGGCGUCCACGCGCCUCUUGAUGGUUAGAGUAUGGCAGCCUAUGGUCCUCAUCAGGCCAGCCUGGUGCCCUCCAGGAAGGUCUUUCUCUACCCACUUUCCAUUGCCUCAGCUGCCGGUUCCUCCACUGAAACAUACAUUGGAACGCUACCUCCUGGCCCUGCAGCCUCUUGUGACUUCAGAAGAGCUGGAACAGACAAGGGAGAUAGUGAGAGAGUUCAGUAGACCCCAUAGUAUUGGAUUGAAACUCCAGGACAGACUGGAAAGACGAUCGAGAAGGACGGACAACUGGCUUACGGACUGGUGGCUCCAGAAUGCUUGCCUCGAGUGUCGGCUUCCCUUGGCUGUUCAUUCGAACCCAGCUGUAGUUCUGCCCAAACAGGACUACAAUGAUUGGAAAGGACAGCUCAGAUUUGCAGCCAAACUAAUUGCGGGAGUGCUCGACUUCAAGUCUAAGGCUGACAGGAAAAUCCUUGAAACGGAGUAUAUGAGAGGCAAGCCCCUCUGCAUGGAUCUGUACUCCAAAAUCUUGUCAUCUUGUCGCAUCCCAGGGCCCAAACAUGACACUUUGAUAAACUAUGGCUACACGAGAAGCCCACCAGCGCAUGUCACAGUUGUUCGCAACUUCCAGUUCUUUCACCUGGACGUGUACAACAGUGAUGGCUCCCCUCUAACUGUGGAUCAGAUUCACAUGCAGCUGCAGCGAAUCAGGAAUCUGUCAUGGAAAACUGACAAGGAGCCACUGGGUGUGCUCACCAGUGACCAUAGGAACACCUGGGGACAGGCCUAUAAUACCCUCAUGAAAGACAAACUGAACAGAGAAUCAGUACGGGCCAUUCAGAAGAGUAUUUUCACCGUGUGUCUAGAUUCUCCUGUCCUGAAGAUCUCUGAGGAGAAGUACACAAGCCGUAUGGCAGCUCAGAUGCUACAUGGAGGAGGAAGCUAUUCAAACAGUGGCAACCGAUGGUUUGACAAAACUCUGCAGUUCAUUGUUGGUGAGGAUGGAUCCUGUGGUGUUAUAUAUGAACAGUCUUCUGCAGAGGGCCCACCCAUUGCCACCAUAUUGGACCACGUUCUAGAUUAUUGUAAGGACCCAGAUACAGUUCGUGCUCCCAUGAUUCCUCUCCCAUUACCUAAGAAGCUUUACUUUUACAUCACUCCAGAGAUUAAGAGGGACAUUGAGCAUGCCAAACAGAACCUGGACAUUUUAGUAAAUGACUUGGACAUCAGCUGCUUCACCUAUAGGAACUUUGGCAAAGACUUUCCCAAACUACAUGGCGUAAGUCCAGACUGCUUUGUUCAGAUGGCACUACAAUUGGCCUAUUUUAGAAUGUACAAGGAACUAUGUGCCACAUGUGAGAGUGUUUCAAUGAGAAACUUUCACUUAGGACGGACUGAUGUAAUCCGAUCAUCAUCUACAGAUUCCUUGGAGUUUGUGAAAAGUAUGGAUGAUCCAGAAAAGGAGGUUAACCAGAAGAUAGCAGCAUUGCAGAAGGCUGUUGAUUGCCACAGUGCUUAUACAGACAUGGCACUUAAAGGAAUGGCAAUUGACAGGCACUUGCUGGGCUUGAAGCUCCAGGCUAUUGAAGAAGGUCUAAGUGUGCCAGAGAUCUUCAUGGACACAUCUUUUGCUGUGGCAACACACUGGAGGCUCUCAACUGGGCAGGUGGCAGCCAGAGCAGACUGUGUGAUGUGCUUCGGUCCCAUGGUGCCAGAUGGGUAUGGUGUCUGGUACAAUCCCCUGGAAGAUCAUAUCAAUUUCUCAGUCUCUGCCUUCAACUGCUGUGAAGAGACUAACGCAGAAUGGUUUUCAAAAUCUCUGGAGACUGCCCUGUCAGACAUGCAAAACCUCAUUUUACAGACAUCUGGUCAGGCUGCAUAGGGGAUUCCGACAGGAAAAAUCAUUCUCCUGGUGCGAGGAGCACAAUACAUCCUUUAUUAUGAAGACACCUCGAAAACUGAACCAAAUUGUUUGGUUGAGGCAGAUGACUGUUUGAUCCAGAUGUCCCAACAACAGAAUUGUUAGUCGGUACCCAUCAAAAAGCCCAAUUGCAAGAUGCUGGAGGCUGUUUAAGACCAAGAGUAUGCUUUCAGUUCCUGUAUUCAAAGGUCAAGGUUUUUAAUGCCCUUGUUCUCGAAAUGUGUUUGAUGAAACCCAUUUGUAAUCUGUCUGGUAAAAGAAGAUUCAUGUGUCUUGUGUUUACAAUUACAUGUUACAAUGAGGUGUGUUUGUGCAGAUGUAAGAGAUGGGCUUCACUUAUUAUUUCUGUUUGACUCCCUUGCAUAACAUAAUUGAUAACUGAUAUCUUCCCUGAUACAUUAACUGAUUAUAGGUCAAUAUAUGUGUGCAAUAUAAACCUGUUACAGCUUUAUGUCAAAGCCAAUGAUUUUUCUUUUGGCAUCUUUAUGCACAUGUUUUUGCACCACAUGAUUGCCUCUCAUAUCCACAGUCUACAGAUGUGGUACAGUGACGUUCCAAACCAGCACUAUACACUACAAUAUUCUGAGAUCUUGUCAGGUUCCACACAGCACACACAUUUCUGUUCCACCAGCCCUUAGGUCCCUUCAUAUUUCACACUUUGCUUGCAGUAAUGUUUCUGGUUAUUCUGUGUGUUGUAAACCUCUCUGUACUAGGAUCUGAAUUGCCAGUGUCAUUACCUUGGAGCUUGGCCAGCCACUGAGAAUUUCACCCUGGGUAUGCGAGUUAAAUUUGAAGCUCGAUCCCAAAGAAGGUAGUAAGUAGCCACCAUCCCUUAAAAUGGAUUGUUACAAAUUGUUUGCUCAGUAACGGUUUGAAUUUGAAGUAUUUUUCCAUGCAAAUAUUCAAAUACAUUGCCGUAACGGGGCAUGUUUGUUCCUAAUGCCGGCAAGAACCCUGUUCUAUUACUAACGAAAGAUGAUAAGAUGCAACAACAUUUUAAAUAAAUAAUUCUUGCAACUGUG
Messenger RNA from Carcharodon carcharias (great white shark), 3272 nucleotides. Its product is annotated as carnitine O-acetyltransferase-like. Gene Ontology annotation, molecular function: carnitine O-acetyltransferase activity. The record is from RefSeq and is a predicted model, not a curated record. NCBI's taxonomy places the organism in Eukaryota, Metazoa, Chordata, Chondrichthyes, Lamniformes, Lamnidae. The transcript has 14 exons. Gene Ontology annotation, biological process: carnitine metabolic process, CoA-linked. Gene Ontology annotation, cellular component: peroxisome. Bases 322 to 2211 code for a protein of 629 amino acids.